CAUGUAUUCUAUAAUAUUCAUUAAAUUGCUAACAGGGUUAGCAGGCAUAAUUCUUUGGUAAAGGAACUGAUUUAUCAUUUCAUGUCUCACAAAAAGUGCUUCAUAUUUCCCACGCUCAAGGGUGUUGUUGUUCCAUAGUUUUCAAACCAAGAGAAUAUGAUGCUAACGUGCCUUCAAUAAAAGAUAUUUAUAUAAUCUUGGUUAAUCCUCUGGAAAAGCAAUCAGAAGCAUUAUUUUUUGGAAGCCUACUAUUGCAGUUUGUCCUUUCUGGUCUGCAGAAUUUCUUACAACCCUCUUUGAUUCUUCUGUUACACACUUCUCUUGUCACUUCAUGCUUCAAAUCUGAAUUAGCUCCUUGCAUUGAAAAUAGCAGACAUGCAAAUUUGUUGACCCCCUGAAUAAUAUAAUACAUAAAACAGAAGAAAGUGAAGAGGCAUGGCAUCCCUCAUUCCUGGGGUUCUGCUGAAGCUUCUCCAGAGUAUGGAUUCUAAUGUGAAAGUUAAUGGAGAAUAUAGAUCAGUCCUUCUGCAAGUGGUCAGCAUUGUGCCUGCAAUAACUGGGUCUGAAUUAUGGCCUAACCAAGGUUUCUUCCUCAAAGUCUCUGACUCUUCUCAUUCAACUUAUGUUUCACUCUCAAAGGAAGAUAACGAGCUUAUCUUGAGCAACAAGUUGCAGCUUGGACAAUUUUUUUAUGCGGAUAGGAUAGAAGCUGGAACACCAGUUCCUAUUCUUGUUGAUGUUACACCGGUUCCUGGCCGGCACCCUUUUAUUGGAAAUCCUAAGGAUUUAAUGCAAAUGUUAGAGCCAUCAGAGGGUCCUGUGCAAUCUGAUAAUCAUCAUAGAAUUAUUCGUUCAAAAUCCAUGAACUCUGUCAAAGAAAGCAGAAGUCCAUGGCAGAAAAUUGUUAUUAAAGAGGAAAAAUCUGCUGUUGCAUCCAGGUACAUGCGGGGUGUUAGAAGUUCAACCUCAAACGUGAAUGUGCAUGAUGCUACUGAAGAAAGAAAAGGAAAUGAUUUUCAGAAUGAUGUAGACAGUAGUAAGAAGGUGGGAUCUGCAAAAGUAAAACUGCAAAAAUUACAGACACUCUCAGUGAAUACAACUCGUACUCUACUACUUGAAACAUCUUCACCAAGGCAGAGGGUUGCUCAAUCUAACAUCCAGGAGACUGCCAUGUCACCUUCUAAGCGCAUAUCUAUCAAACAUAAUUCUGCUAAAGUGGAAACUACAAACUUGAAUAUUUUGCCAAGCAGUGAAGAUAAAAGCUGGAGCACAGAGGCAAUUCCAUGGUCCUCUCUGCCAGACAAACUUUUGAGUCCUGGAAAGGAAUUGCUCAGAAGGAAACAUCUAGCCUCCAUGGUUGCUGUAGAAGCUCAGAAAGAAGUUACAGCUACUGCAGUCCUUGCCAAGUUGUUAAGUAUGUUUGCCAACAUCUGCAGCUCAGCUGCCUCAGAGAAUCCUCAUGUCACACUAAACAAGUUUUUUUCCUUCCAAGAACUCAUCAACCAGUCAAAUGGUACAAGUACAGUUCCACACACAGAUAAAUUAUAUCAUCUAUAUAAAACUUCUUCUCCUUCAGAAACAGACAAAAAUGACAAGAAAUCAGUUUUAAUGCCUGGGAAAAUUUCAUCAAAGUCUCCAAAAUACUCACCAGAUUUAUCCGACACUGAGAAACAAGAAUGGGCCACAGUAAAUGGUCUAAAAGAGAUAAACGAACUGAGAGAAGUCCUUUUGAUUGAAACAAAAUCAUGGUUUUUGAAAUACUUGGAAAAAACAUUGGAUGUCUGGUUUUCCAUAAGCUCCCAAGAGAAGAGAGGAAAGACGAGUAAGGACCCUGCGGGGAAGAAAAUGAAUCAUGCCAAUCAUAUAGCUCUCACAUUGUCACUCCUUAAGCAAGCAAAUGAAUGGUUGGAGAAACUGAGAAACACUUCAAACAUGGAAAAUGAAGAGCUGUUGGAAACUGUUGACAGAUUGAAGCAAAAAGUUUAUUCUUGUUUGCUCCUACAUGUUGAUUCUGCUGCAUUUGCUUUGGAAAACCGAGCUUGAUUAUUGGAUAAUGAUACGUUUUAAAGCUUAUAUUCUAUUUAAAGCUAUUUAUAAGUUAAAUUAUCUUGUGUGGUUGAGACAGACAUGGUUAAUGGAAGCUUGGCCAACAUAUUUUUCAAAAUGUAAUGUUAUAUGAUAUGACAAUAAAGACCACCCUUUGAACGGCGUUCAAAUGAAAUUCAGAUUCUCUGUUGAGUUUUUCUGUGUUGUUCCUUUCUAUUGUCUUUAAAAUACACUGAUACAUACUGAUUUUGAUGUUUUAAAAUACCAAUAUCAGUGUUUUUAAUGUUUAGCAGAGCACAACAUUAGAAAACACUCAAGAGAGAAUUUGGACUUGUUCAAAUGAAGUUUAGUUGUAACAUGAUUUCCUGAAAAAUUUGUUUCCUUUUGGAAUCUUAAUACAUGUACACAUAGCAGGUGGAAAAGCUUACCUUGUGGCUUACAAAUUGUUUUGUAUAACAACAUUACCCAGAGAAAGAAUUCAUGCUGGAAAAGCAGGACACAAGCUCAACAC
Molecule: messenger RNA, 2557 nt
Organism: Vigna angularis (adzuki bean)
Lineage: Eukaryota; Viridiplantae; Streptophyta; Magnoliopsida; Fabales; Fabaceae
Exons: 5
Coding region: 436-2043 (535 amino acids)
Source: RefSeq, a predicted model, not a curated record